Messenger RNA from Penicillium soppii, 2694 nucleotides. Its product is annotated as snoRNA-binding rRNA-processing protein PWP2. The record is from RefSeq and is a predicted model, not a curated record. The transcript is spliced from 5 exons. Gene Ontology annotation, biological process: ribosomal small subunit assembly; maturation of SSU-rRNA from tricistronic rRNA transcript (SSU-rRNA, 5.8S rRNA, LSU-rRNA). Gene Ontology annotation, molecular function: protein binding. Gene Ontology annotation, cellular component: small-subunit processome; Pwp2p-containing subcomplex of 90S preribosome. The coding region runs from base 1 to 2694 and encodes 897 amino acids. Lineage: Eukaryota; Fungi; Ascomycota; Eurotiomycetes; Eurotiales; Aspergillaceae.
AUGAAGACAGACUUCAAGUUCUCCAACCUUUUGGGGACCGUCUAUCGCAAAGGAAAUCUUCUCUUUACUCCCGAUGGAACAUGCUUGCUUUCACCCGUAGGCAAUCGAGUCUCAGUUUUUGAUUUGGUCCAAAAUACUUCCUAUACCCUGCCUUUUUCGCACCGUACCAACAUCGACCGUCUUGAUCUUUCACCCAAGGGUAACCUCUUGUUGACUGUUGACGAAAAUGGCCGCGCAAUUUUGACCAAUUUCCACCGGCGCAUCGCCAUUCACCACUUCUCUUUCAAGGGACGAGUGUCUGCCCUCAAAUUCUCUCCCUCCGGCCGACACUUUGCCGUUGGUGUAGGCCGACGUCUGCAGAUUUGGCAGACUCCCUCUACACCUGGUACCGAGACCAAUGGCGAGAUUGAGUUCGCUCCAUUCGUUCUGCACCGCGAUCUUGCCGCCCACUUUGACACCAUUGAAAAUGUCGAGUGGUCCAGCGAUUCACGUUUCUUGCUCACUGCCGCUAAGGACUUGACGGCACGAGUAUGGAGUAUGGACCCGGAAGAAGGAUUUGAGCCCACCACCUUGGCCGGACAUAGACAGGGAGUGGUGGCUGCUUAUUUCAAUGCAGCACAAGAAGCGAUCUACACUGUCAGCCAAGAUGGCGCGCUUUUCCGCUGGGAGUAUGUCACUAAAAAAGACGAAGAAACGAUGGAAGAUAUCUCUGAAGCUCGGUGGAGGAUUGUCAAAAAAGAUUUCUUCAUGCAGAACGAUGCCAAGGUUAACUGUGCUGCGUUCCACGCACCGUCAAACCUUCUGGUCGUAGGAUUCUCCAAUGGACUUUUCGGCCUCUACGAUCUGCCAGAGUUCAACAUGAUCCAUCUUCUCAGUGUAUCUCAAAGCAACAUCGAUGUUGUGACGAUCAACAAAACAGGCGAAUGGCUUGCAUUUGGAUCGUCCAAACACGGUCAACUUUUGGUUUGGGAAUGGCAGUCAGAGUCCUACAUUCUGAAGCAACAAGGCCACCUUGAUUCUAUGAAUGCCCUUGCAUACUCACCGGAUGGUACGAAGAUUGUCACUGCUGCCGAUGAUGGCAAGAUCAAGGUUUGGGAUGUCAAGUCAGGCUUCUGCAUUGUUACAUUCACAGAACACACUAGCGGAGUGACCGCAUGUGAGUUUGCGAAGAAGGGAAGUGUUUUGUUCACAGCAUCUUUGGACGGUUCCAUCCGUGCAUGGGAUCUCAUCCGCUACCGUAAUUUCCGAACAUUCACUGCGCCCUCCCGACUGUCUUUCUCCUCGCUAGCCGUGGACCCUAGUGGAGAAGUGGUCUGUGCCGGUUCGCCGGACUCCUUCGAUAUCCACGUCUGGUCUGUGCAGACCGGUCAAUUGCUCGACCAGCUUUCUGGCCAUGAGGGACCAGUCUCCAGCCUUGGUUUCGCUGCCGAUGGCAACCACCUUGUCAGUGGAAGUUGGGAUCACACAGUUCGCAUUUGGAGUAUCUUCGGCCGGUCACAAACCAGUGAGCCGCUCCAACUUAUGUCAGACAUUCUGAGCGUGGCUUUCCGCCCUGAUGGGCAGCAAGUUGCUGCAUCUACACUAGACGGUCAGCUCUCCUUCUGGUCAGUUGAAGACGCCGUGCAACAGGGAGGAGUCGACGGUCGCCGUGACGUCUCUGGAGGACGACGGGUGUCAGAUCGUCGCACUGCUGCCAAUGCUGCAGGCACCAAAUCUUUCAACCGCAUCACCUACAGCGCCGACGGUAGCUGUAUUCUGGCCGGUGGUAACAGCAAGUACAUCUGUUUGUAUGAUGUUACCACAGGAUCAUUGAUCAAGAAGUUCACCGUUUCCGUCAACACCUCGAUCGACGGUACCCAGGAAUUCCUGAAUAGUCGUGACCUGACCGAGGGCGGUCCUCGCGCUCUGAUUGACGAGACCGGCGAGGCGUCCGAUCACGAGGACCGUGUUGACAGUACUCUCCCCGGUGCGAGGCGAGGCGAUGCUGGCGCACGCACUACUCGCCCCGAAGUGCGCGUCACAUCUGUUGAUUUUGCACCGACUGGACGAUCAUUCUGCGCCGCCUCCACCGAAGGGCUGCUUAUCUACAGCUUGGACACCGACUUCGUAUUUGAUCCCUUUGAUCUGGAUAUCACCAUCACACCGUCGAGCAUCAUUGCCACACUUGAUGCUGCCAAGGAAGCGGCUGUAUCCGGCGCCGUGGAUGAGGAGAACUCAUUCCUCAAAGCUCUCAUCAUGGCCUUCCGAUUAAACGAACAAAAGCUUCUUCGUGCUGUAUACGAAGCGAUUCCUCCGUCGGAUAUUCCCCAUGUGGUUCGCUCCGUGCCCACAGUUUAUCUGCCUCGUCUGCUCCGAUUUGUCGCCCAUGCCGCGGAAGAGACACCCCACCUUGAGUUCAACCUUAUGUGGAUCGAGUCCCUAUUCAGCAGCCAUGGUCGUUACUUCAAGGAGAACACAGGUCAAUUUGCACCUGAACUCCGUGCUGUGCAGCGUGCUGUUGAUGACAUCCGCGAAAACCUGAAACGGCUGACGGAGAAAAAUCUUUACAACCUUAACUACCUGCUCUCAAAGCCUGUACUUGCAAACAAGAAGCAGAACAAAGCACUGUUGGCCAUGGAAACCGAGGAUGCCGAGGUUGAUGAUCAGAUGGCUGAUGCAGAUGCUGAUGAUGGUGAAUGGGUUGGCCUUGAAUGA